UUUACACUGCCAACCAAAAGAGAAUUUUUGAAGCUCUACCUUCUAGAAUAACUGACAGAUCUAUAAGAUGGAUAACCUGAAAUUACUCAUCACUAUCGCCAUAGUCAUACCCAGUAUAUUAACAGCAGAUAUAGAUAUUGUAUGGAAUGGUGGUGAAAAGACAGCAAAUGUCUCAGCAACAGCGAUGUCCCCAGGAUCCAGAGCUGAAGGGGGAUUGUGGUUUGAUGAUAGCAUAAAGUCAUAUCUGUUUGGUGGAUGGUCCUACAAUAGCAUAUCAAAGGAAUUUACUCUCACCAAUGAUUUAUGGGUUCUGGAUGUAAAUACAUUCCACUGGAGUACUUUAAAACCUGUCGCUAAUAAUAAACCAACUGCCCGUUACUCGCCUUCAAUUUGUGGUAUACCAUCAAAAAUGAUCGUUAUUUACGGAGGAAUUGAUCAAGACGGUAAAAAACUUGAUGACACUUGGAUUUAUAAUAUAAUAGACAAUUCAUGGGAAGAACUUACAUUGUCAGGUAAUGGUUCCAUAAUCAGCCAUCCACCAGGGCGAGGACACCAGUCAAGCUGGUGCACAAGCACUAUGCUUAUAAUAUUUGGAGGAAGAAAUUCAGAACACAAAGCAUUAUUUGACAUGUGGUCUUUUUCUUUAGUUAACCAAAAAUGGAGUGAAAUGGAAAGCUCAAAAAAAUAUCCAUCAAAUAGUUUUGGUCAAACUCUUGUUUCAUAUCCCAAACCUCGUAGUGGGGCAACAACCUUUCAGCAAGGAUCUUUAUAUUUGUUUGGUGGCAAUACAGCCGUAAUAGAUUCUGGUGAGACAUAUGUUGAUGGAAAAUAUGCUAAUGAUCUCUGGAGGUAUGAUAUUGAAAAAGAUUCUUGGACAAAGAUUGGUGGUUUUGACAAUGUAUGUCAUUCAGGCAAUUAUGGUCAUUUCCAAGUUGCCAGUAAGGAUAACUGGCCUGGAUGUAGAGUCAAGGCUACAGGGUGGGUGGAUACUAAUGGAAAUCUAUGGAUGUUUGGUGGAGAUGGAGCAGAUUCCACAGCUGAAUCGGUUACAGUUUUCAAACCAGGCAGAUUAUUAAAUGAUUUAUGGCGGUAUGAAUUUGUUUUCAAAAUGUGGUCAUGGAUGGGUGGCAACAAGUAUGGAAACACUGGAGGAAAAUAUGGGGAGUCCAAUUCAGAACGUUAUCCAGGAAGUAGAACUAGCUUUAUGUCAUUCAACAGGUACAGCAAUUUUCAUCACAUUUACGGAGGCAUGGGACAUGAUACAAAUGGAAAAGAUGGGCUACUUAGUGACUUGUGGGAAAUAGAUGUACACAAGGAAGUGGUGUAUGGGAAAUAUCCUACUAUUAGCAAUGUAUUUAUGAUAAUAUUUGGACUUUGUGGAUUGAUUUUGUUAAUUGUGGCAUUGUCUUUGUAUAAUCGCAGAUUCUUUAAAGGUUCGGAAAAGGAUAAAGAUAAAAUGUCAGACACUGAAUACUGCAUGCUGACUAACAUAGAUGAUGAUGAUUAACUUAUUUAUAUGUUGGAAGAUUUUAUAAGAUUUUCAAAAAGAUUUUGGACAUGCAAAAAAAAUUAGAAAGAGAACAUUUCAAAUGCUGUAAGGGAUACUCCAUGAUGUGCAGUAACAAAAGUUGAAUUUUUAAGAUGCCUAUACAGUUCCCCAGGGUUUCUGGUGGGAAAAAUGCAGUAGCUCAGAACAAAUAUCUAGGGCCCUGUGUUAUAUAUUUAUGGAUGAUUUUUUAAUCAAUAGUAACCAUAAUGUAACAUCUUUGCAUGGUAAAUUGCAGGAUUCAGGUUUAGUUUUAGGAGUACAGUGUGAUGGGGUGGGGAUAGGAGGGGAUGAUUUUGGAUGAGGCAAACUUAAUGUAAAUUUGAUCAUAUGAUAUCAUAUUUUGAUUUAUAUUGUCUGUGUUUUUAAUCAACAGCUUAUACUUAAACAGUUUGUAUUCAACACUUUUCUUCAAUCAUAUCAUUCCUUCUGAUUUAAAUUAUAUUUACAUUUAACUUUAAUUGUCCUGAAUAUGUAUAAAUUAUUUGACACUAAGCCCACAAAUGUCAGCAGAAAAGAUUAACACUAUUAAACAUGUUAAAAUAAAGUUACAAAGGGUAUUCAAAGCAAAUUUAUUCCAACAUAUAUAUAUAAAUCGGAAGAAUAUAGGUACUACAUUUUUACAAUGAUGAAUGAAACAUUGUUAAAAAAAUACUGUGGAAUCUUUUUUUUUUUUUAAUUUGUCAUUUGUUCUAAUCACUGCAUCUGAAAUAUAGACUUAGAACUUGAAUUUGUGGUUUGUCUCUACUAAAAAAUCCAUAAAAUUAGUAUCCUACAAAUAAUAAUGAAUCCAAGGUAGAUAAUUCUUUAUCACAAGAAGAGUUACUUCCCUGUUCCUCUCUUACCAUGACCUAUCCAACUUUAAGAUUUUGUCACUUAUCAAAUCAAAAUUUUUGUAUGAAUGUAAAAUUUUAGUAUGUCUCAAUCCAAGAAAUCCAAAAUUAGAAUAUUAUUAUUGCUGAUUUUAUGUUCAGCAUUUUUUAUAAGUUAUUAUCAAUUUCACAACAUUUUUAUACUUUUUUAUAUGACCAUGCCAGCGUAUUUGUACCUAACGGGCAAUAAGACACAUAUUUGGUCUAAAUUCUAGUUUACAUUUAAAAGUUUUUAAUUUGCAUUUACAUAACCAAGGAAAAUGGUGUUUAAUGUUUAUAAAUUAAAAAUGACAAAAUAAGGAUAUUUUGUAAAAUUUCCUGGUGUUACUUGUUUUGUUUCAAGUUUUGAGUAUAUAAGUAUGUGCCCAUUCAAAAAACUGUUGAUAUUUAAGAAUGUGUAAAAUGCUACAAGAAAGCUUUUCAUUUUUUUUUAAUUUGUUUUGGCUGUGCACAAUUUUUCCUCAAAGAUACUAUGGAUGGAAAACUGCUGUAAAGCAUUGACAUUUUCUUUGUUUUUUUGUGAAUUUGGCACAAAUUUUGAUGUAGAUAUGGCAUGUAUAUGAGGUCACAAGAUUGAAAAUCUUGUCAUAUUCAUUGAUAUUUUUUGAUUUUAUGCAUUUAUUUAAUUAUGUGCACAAAUUUGAUGUAGUUCUAAAAAAUUUUAUUUUGUUGAGGCAAAUGAAACUACUCCUUUGAUCAUUUAUAUUUGUAAUUUUCAUGUUGAACAAACAUUUUGAGAUUAUUUUUGGCUUUGUUUACCAUCAUUAAUGCUCUUAUUUAUUUUAUAAGUUUGUAUUCUGUAAGAAAUCACCGUUGAAAAGUACAAUGUAUUGUAAUAAUUCGAACCAUAUUUUUUUAAUGUUGCUCUAUACACGUUUGAUAUAUUGUACGUUAGUGACUUUCAUAUUCUUUUUAUGCCGGAAUUUGAGAACAGGCCACAACCAUAAGAGAAUAUUCAUUUGUUAUUGUAUUUAAUUUGUGUGGGUGUUUGUGUGAGCUUUUGUAGUACAUUGUAACAACUGCAAUAGAUGUAGUAUAUUUUUUACAUUAUACAUUUUUUGUGAUAUGUGAUUUUCUUUAGAUUUUAAUCUUACCUAGGCUUAGAUGAUAGUCAAAGUUUUACCAUUGUAAUUUAAGGUAGAUAGGUCUAAAUUUAAAAAGAUAGAACUUUUUCAAACAUUGCUAAAAUGUAGUUUAUAUCAUGCUAUUUUCAAAGUUAUGAUAGAAGUUAUGAGUCACAGAGCAUUUUUCAAGCUUCAGAUUGUGCAAAAUGUUUAGAUUUUGUAAGAAUUAUACAAGGAAUAGCGCUAUUGUGUGAAAAGAAAGAAAACUAAUUGAAAGAAUAUUAAAAUAAAA
This is a messenger RNA of Mytilus californianus (California mussel), 3774 nucleotides long. RefSeq lists its product as uncharacterized. Lineage: Eukaryota; Metazoa; Mollusca; Bivalvia; Mytilida; Mytilidae. The record is from RefSeq and is a predicted model, not a curated record. Bases 68 to 1507 code for a protein of 479 amino acids. Gene Ontology annotation, molecular function: protein binding. The transcript is spliced from 2 exons.